Sphaeramia orbicularis (orbiculate cardinalfish) is the source of this 1037-nucleotide messenger RNA. Its product is annotated as clumping factor B-like. The record is from RefSeq and is a predicted model, not a curated record. The transcript has 11 exons. NCBI's taxonomy places the organism in Eukaryota, Metazoa, Chordata, Actinopteri, Kurtiformes, Apogonidae. The coding region runs from base 143 to 916 and encodes 257 amino acids.
UGGUACAAGGACAGCCACACCUUUACAAACCAAAGGGCAGUGACAAGAGACGCAACUCAAAUCAAAGUGUUCUCUUAGUGACACCAGAUCUCACAAAACAACAUCUCACGUGACCAUGAUGAGCAAGCAAAUGUGAGACAAUAUGGGCAGUGUGUGUUCUAAGAUCUGCCAAAAUGAUGUUGAUGAUGAUGGUGAUCCAGUGUGUAAACCCAGUGAUGCAAAGAAGAAUAAUAGGAGCACAGCAGUGGAGGGAACCACAAACAAAGGUGCAUCAGAUUUGGAUGAAAACAAGGAAAGAACUGAUGCCGACACAGAACUACGUGUUCCCAAAAACACAGACGAUGAGAGUACAGCAGAGAAAGGAGAGCAAAUCAACUCUGAUGACAAAGCUCAGAAUGAGACAGAUACAGAAACGUCUUCUGUAUCAGCCAGCGCUGUGAAUGGAAGUAUUGCCAGUGGCUGUCAGUUUAAGGAUGUUAAGGCUGAGGAUAUAACUUACAAUGUUGAAAAUGAAACAAGAGUCCACACACAUGCUCAGUCUUCUGCCACCAGUGAUAAGAAAAAAGAAAAACCCACAGCUCCCACUCAGACCGCCAAAGCAGACAACGGAGGCAUUGUCUGCUCAUCUCAGUUUAAUGAUGUUGAAGCAGAGGAUAUAAUUUUCUCUAUCAAAAACAAAAAAAUAGAGCACGCACAUGCUCCCUCUCCUGACACCAGUGAUGAGACAAAUGACAAACCCAAAGGUCAGACUCAGACAGAAACACAAAACUUGACAGGCAGCAGUGUCCAGAACAGAAGAGCUGUCAGCGUCCCUCAGUUUAGGAAUGAUCCUGCUCAGGGAGGUAAAAUCUACAAUAUCAACCAGUGCACAAGGCAAAUAAAACUAACACACACUUAUACUACUGCUGCUCAGUGACGUGCAAUCAGAGGAGGCAGGGAAGGCAGAGCCUCCCUUGUCAAUCUUGAAAAGAAAAAAAACUUGACUAUAAAAUAUAAUAAAUGUUGAUAGUUGUCAGCUGAUAUGUCCUAUAAACUCA